This is a messenger RNA of Carlito syrichta (Philippine tarsier), 411 nucleotides long. It is a transcript of the gene NOTO, whose product is annotated as notochord homeobox. The record is from RefSeq and is a predicted model, not a curated record. Gene Ontology annotation, molecular function: DNA binding. NCBI's taxonomy places the organism in Eukaryota, Metazoa, Chordata, Mammalia, Primates, Tarsiidae. The transcript has 3 exons. The annotation marks the transcript as partial. Gene Ontology annotation, biological process: central nervous system development; neuron differentiation.
GUUCACUUCUGCGGCCUCCGGGGCCUCGGCGUCACAGGCUUGGAGCUGGCUCACUGCCCAGGCCUCUGGGCCUCCCCAGACUGGGCCCCCUUGGAGGACCUUCAGGACACUGACAGACACCAAAAGAGGAUCCGAACUAUGUUCAACUUGGAGCAAUUGGAAGAGUUGGAGAAAGUGUUUGCAAAACAGCACAAUCUGGUGGGGAAGAAGAGAGCCCAGCUGGCAGCCCAGCUCAACCUUACAGAGAACCAGGUGAGGGUCUGGUUCCAAAACCGCAGAGUCAAGUAUCAGAAGCAGCAAAAGUUGAGACUGCUGUCCUUGUCUGCCGAGGCUGCCUCCCUAGAUGAGCCCUCCAGCAGCUCCAACACCAGCAUCCAAAGUGAUGACGCUGAGUCAGGGGUGGACAACUGA